Myodes glareolus (Bank vole) is the source of this 1302-nucleotide messenger RNA. It is a transcript of the gene Abhd14a, whose product is annotated as abhydrolase domain containing 14A. NCBI's taxonomy places the organism in Eukaryota, Metazoa, Chordata, Mammalia, Rodentia, Cricetidae. The record is from RefSeq and is a predicted model, not a curated record. Gene Ontology annotation, cellular component: cytoplasm.
GCGCAAGCGCUCAGGGGUAGUCCGACUCUGACCGGCUGAUUACCAAGGCGGAGGCAGUGCCAUACUCGCCAGGCCGUUUGACUGUUGGCUCCGCCUCGGCCGGGCCCCGCCUCGUCACCGUCACCGUCACUCCUGUUAGUUCGAAGCACAGGUUUGCCCCUGGUGGACCACUAAGAGAGGUCCUUCACAGAUGCUCCACCUCAUGGGAACCUGAGCUAAAGCUACUUUGGAGGCAGACAUCCUUGGCUGCUCCAGGUUAGGAAGAAGAGCGUGCUCUUUCUCCGCCUGGCUUCUGACUUCCCAUCAGCACUGGAGGAUCUGCUGCCCCCACACUGCCUGACUUCCGAGCUAGAGAGUGAGAUCUUCAGAAGAGUUCUACAGAGUCAGCAAAGGCUGUGUGAUACAGACCUUCAUGAGCCGGUACCAGGCAGCCCUGCUGGGUAUAGGCCUGCUGCUUAUGCUUCUCCUGUAUGUGGGGCUGCCUGGCCCCCCUGAAAAGACUUCCCAGCUCUGGACAGGCCCCAAUGUCACAGUCCUGGCUGGUCUCACCCGAGGCAACUCUCAAAUCUUUUACCGGGAGGCGCUGCCAAUCCAGCAGGCACACAGGGUGGAAGUCGUGUUUCUCCAUGGAAAGGCAUUUAAUUCCCACAUAUGGGAGCAGCUGGGCACGCUGCAGCUGCUGUCCAAGAGGGGCUACCGGGCUGUGGCCAUUGACCUUCCAGGUUUUGGGAACUCAGCGCCUUCAACGGAGGUGAACACAGAGGCAGGGCGAGCGGAGCUGCUGAAGCAGGUACUGCGGGAUCUAGAGGUGCAGAAUGCUGUAUUGGUGAGCCCCUCACUGAGCGGCAGCUAUGCCCUGCCCUUCUUGAUGCGAAGACACCACCAGCUACGUGGAUUUGUGCCCAUCGCGCCUACCUCCACACGGAAUUACACACAGGACCAAUUCUGGGCUGUGAAGACCCCAACUCUUAUCCUGUACGGGGAACUGGACCACACCUUGGCGCGGGAGUCACUGCAGCAGCUCCACCACCUGCCCAACCACUCUGUGGUGAAGCUGCACAACGCCGGCCAUGCCUGCUACCUCCACAAUCCGGAAGCCUUCCACCUCGCCCUUCUUGCAUUCCUUGACCGUUUGCCUUGAACAGACUCAACUUCCCAGAACUAACCUUGAAGGGUCUAGACCCUCUCUCCCCUCUCCCAAGGAGGCUGGCCCUGAGUGGGAUUGAGGACAGAGGAUUAAGCCCAGCCAGGACUUUUGAUUUAAUUUCACAGGCACAAUAAAGAAAAGCCCUUUUGUCUGGU